Messenger RNA from Polychytrium aggregatum, 1656 nucleotides. RefSeq names its product protein-tyrosine phosphatase-like protein. NCBI's taxonomy places the organism in Eukaryota, Fungi, Chytridiomycota, Chytridiomycetes, Polychytriales. Gene Ontology annotation, molecular function: phosphatase activity. The transcript has 9 exons. Bases 1 to 1656 code for a protein of 551 amino acids. Gene Ontology annotation, biological process: dephosphorylation. The record is from RefSeq and is a predicted model, not a curated record.
AUGGAUUACAUCCGAGUGGCUAAAGUCCCGGAUGUGACUCUUGUCGUGGGCAAGGCGAGCCAUCAGGGCACCCUGCACCUGCUUUCCCACCAUAUUCUGUUUUGUCCGUCAAAUGGCGAACCAGAGAUUUGGUUGAUCGCGGUGGCCUUGCUCAGGGACAUGGGUGCCGUUGUAUUCGCACAAGUCAAGCUGGGAAAGCAGAUAUCCUCGGUCGAUCAACUAUAUGCGUUCUUCUACAAACCGCUCCAUCCGUUCCCGAUGGCGGUUGGAUGGACGAUCUACGACCCCAAACAGGACUAUGGGAGAAUGGGAGUCGGCACAAAGACAAACAACUGGCGCAUCAGCGCUAUCAAUCAGGAUUUCCAGUUUGCUCCAACGUAUCCUCGCUACUUGGUGGUGCCAUCGCGCAUCAGCGAUCACACCCUGAAGCAUAUUGGCAAGUUUCGAAGUAAGAGCCGUAUACCCGCUUUGAGCUAUCUUCAUUCAAACAUGAUCUCCAUCACCAGAUCAAGCCAACCGAUGGCUGGAAUCAAACAGAAUCGCUCGGUUCAGGACGAAAAGCUUGUGGAAUGCAUCUUUUCCUCGGAUCAAAUCAACCCAUCGCCAUAUGUGAACCUCAGCCACAACGUCAUUAUGGAUGCGCGGCCGAUGGCAAACGUCAUUGCGCAGACGGCCAUGGGAUCGGGCGCCGAAAGCUCAGAGAACUACAAGGGCUGCAGGAUCAUGUUCCUGGGGAUCGAAAACAUCCACAUCGUUCGUGACAGCCGGAACCGGCUUUUUGAUGAGUCAAGACCUGUCUCGAAGAGCUCGCUCGACCGGUCGGGCUGGCUACGCCACGUUCGCACAAUCAUUGACGGCGCUUCGUUGAUUGUUCAGAAUGUGGAUAUCCACAAGAACCACGUACUGGUCCAUUGCAGUGAUGGCUGGGAUCGCACCGCACAGCUGUGUUCCCUGGCUUCCAUGUGUCUGGAUCCAUACUAUCGCACCCUUGAGGGCUUUUGCGUGCUGAUUGAGAAGGAGUGGAUUUCAUUUGGCCACAAGUUCAGCGAUCGACUGGGCAUCAUAUCUCGCGAAAACAACGACUCGUCCGAGCGCCCCCAGACCAUGGGCCAGCAGCUUCACGCGCAGAGCAAGCUGUUCUCGUCGUCGAUAUCGUCCGCAGCCAAGAGCCUUUUCAAGCACGCGAACGACUCGGCGCCAUCGCUUUCGACCCACUCUUCAUCGAUGCCAAACAAGCUGAUGCCACGAGAGGUUUCUCCUGUCUUCACACAGUUUCUGGAUUGCUGCUACCAGAUAUGGCGGCAGUUUCCGACCCAGUUUGAGUAUUCGGACAAGCUCUUCCUGGCCCUGAACGACCACAUCUACUCGUGCCAGUUUGGGACGUUCCUGUUCAACAACGAGCGCGAGCGCCUGAUGUACCGCAGCGGCCAGAACCAACUUCCGAUUCAGGAUGUCGCCUUCAGCAUCUGGGAUUGGAUCCUCAGCAACCCAACCGAGUUCCUCAAUCCGGCCUAUGUUCCAUGUGCUUCUGAGCCGGCUUUUGUCGCCGAGGUUGGGACGAUGCAUUCUUACCGGAAGCUUUCGUGGCUGCCGCCCAUGAUCCACCAGAGGAUCAUGCAAAGCCACCCCAGAUCGCUCUCGAUAUCGAUCCCCUGA